UGCAACCCAGAAGUCAGUUCGCCAUCGGACGUCAUGGCCAAGAUGGGACGCGCUCUUGCUCUGCUGCUGGCUGUUGCUACUACCGUAUCCGCCCAAACUACCCAACCAUGUCCUUCUGGCUGGAGGGCAUUCAAUGGAAACUGCUACUAUUUUGGGGAUAUGAAAUACUGGACCGAAGCCAGAGAUGACUGUCUGCAAAGAGGCGCCGGUUUGGCUAUUAUCACGGAUUCGGCUACAAACGACUAUAUCGCCAACAUGGGCAAGCUGGAGAAUCACGUCGGUACCUAUGAUACCCAGUUCUGGCUUGGUUUGAAUGACCGGGCAACUGAGGGUGACUUUCGUUGGACUGACGGAUCCAAGCCCACUUAUGAGAACUGGGCUCCCGGCGAACCGAAUAAUUCGGGAGAUGAAGACUGCGCGCAGAUUUACGUAAACUCGAAAGAGUGGAAUGAUGCCGGAUGUUCUUCGGCUAUAUGGCACUACGUUUGCCAACUGAAUUACGAUGUGGAUGAAUGUGCCAAUGGAUUAGACAACUGUGAUCCCAAUGCUUCCUGCACUAACACUCCUGGUGGUUUCACUUGUGCAUGUAAUGCUGGCUACACCGGGGAUGGUACAACUUGCACUGCAGAUGACACUUUCCUCUGCUCUGACGGGCAAACCAUUCCUAAAGAGUGGGCUUGUGAUCGUACCGUGGACUGUCCCGGUGCUGAAGAUGAACUGAAUUGCGGAGUGUAAAGCCUUAAGAUCCGAAUUCUGAAGCUUUACAUGGACUGGCCUAACUGACAAGUGGUUGCAAGAAAUAACAGACUUGCCUUCAAUUUGACAAGCUCUGUUUCCUUCUUCGUUUUGAAUCUUUCUUUCGUUUUUUUUGAAUUUGCAUGCUUUCAAAUUCUCAAUGGUAAUCUCCAAAAAUUGAAAAUAAUGUAUGUAGUGUAAGGACAAUAAUAUCUAUUAAUAUUCGUAUUCUGUUUCCUUAGAUCAUUUUGAGCAUGUCGAGUAAGCUGCUCAAAUUUACGCGAAUUCGUGGCUAUUUAAUAUUCGUCUAAGUAUAUCGUCCAUUUGCUGCAAAUCCUACAGGUUUGGGUAUGCAAAUUUAUGCGCGACGCAAUCUUGGUUAGCAACGACACGAAGUCUUUUGAUGCGUUGAUAACAAUCAGCUGAUCCUAUCACAUGAAUGCUUAACAACAUGGCUGCCUCCCUUUACACAUUCAUGGUAACGCUGACAGAAUACAGAAGACAGAAAGAAGUACGUUUUAUGCACUGCUUUGAGAAACAACUUCAAAUGACAUUUUAUUUUAGCUCCAAACUGGACCGAAGGCAUCGAUAGUACACGCCCGUUGAAUGGUCACAAUUUGUUCGUCAAAAGCGAUAGUAAUGCAUAAUUAAUCACCGACUGUGCAUACAUAUUACAGAUGUUUGCUGUGCGAACGUCUAUUUCUUUCUUUCAAUUUGACUGUAUUUUUUUGUUCAAGUUGAAUUAUGUUUACUCAGUCAUGUUAAUCAUUUAAAUAAAUACAUCCCGAAAGCUUGAUUGGUAAGUCAAAUCAUUGUGAUUCUGACCACGGAGCCGAAGAAAGUCAUAUUCGUUUGAGUCAGCAUUAAUUGUGAGAAGUGGUUAAAUGUAAAUC
Patiria miniata (bat star) is the source of this 1628-nucleotide messenger RNA. RefSeq names its product perlucin-like protein. NCBI's taxonomy places the organism in Eukaryota, Metazoa, Echinodermata, Asteroidea, Valvatida, Asterinidae. The coding region runs from base 34 to 735 and encodes 233 amino acids. The transcript is spliced from 7 exons. The record is from RefSeq and is a predicted model, not a curated record. Gene Ontology annotation, molecular function: protein binding; calcium ion binding.